AGGUGAACGCGGCUCCAUCGUGCUCUGCCGCAGCCUGCCGUGGGAGGGAGGGGGCGAGCCGAGGGGGGCUAGCCGAGCCGAGGGGGGGGCUAGCCGGGGCUCGACGCGGGACGCUUGCGCUCGUGGAUUCCCCCCCCCGCCGGCACGGACGUCGCGUCGGGCGUGAAUAUGGAAUGAGAAGGGAAGGCGGCUGGAGAUGGGCCGGCGUUGACGUCCGCUUCAACUUCCUCGGUUCGGACAUGGACGAGUUCCACCCGUUCAUCGAGGCGCUGCUGCCGCACGUGCGCGCCUUCGCCUACACGUGGUUCAACCUGCAGGCCAGGAAGAGGAAGUACUUCAAGAAGCACGAGAAGAGGAUGACCAAAGAAGAAGAGAGGGCGGUCAAGGAAGAACUCCUCGGGGAGAAGGCAGAGGUGAAGCAGAAGUGGGCGAGUCGCCUUCUGGCCAAACUGCGCAAGGACAUCCGACCGGAAUGCCGAGAAGACUUCGUCAUGUCCGUCACGGGCAAGAAGGCGGCCUGCUGCGUCCUGUCCAAUCCCGACCAGAAAGGGAAGAUGCGACGCAUCGACUGCCUCCGACAGGCGGACAAGGUGUGGAGGCUGGACUUGGUGAUGGUGAUCCUGUUCAAGGGGAUCCCCCUGGAGAGCACCGACGGCGAGCGCCUGGUCAAAGGCGGCCGCUGCGCCAACCCGCUGCUGUGCGUGCAGCCCCGACACAUCUCCGUCUCCGUCAAGGAGCUCGACCUCUACCUGGCCUACUACGUGCACCGCAGAGAGGCCGAGGAGGGCAGCAGUCCCGGUCGGACGGCGUCGGCGUCCGAUCAGGAGGACAGUCGCGCCGCCGCCACGGAUGGUCCGGAGUUCCACGACGCCUUCGUGACGUCGGGAGUUUUCAGCGUCACUGAGCUGGUGCAGGUGUCGAGAACGCCCGUCGUCUCAGGGGUGGGAGCGAGUUUCUCCAGCGGGGAGCUCCAAGGCCACCUGGCCUACGAUCUCAACCGGGCGCUCCCUCAGCCCGUCAACAUGCGACGCGCACUCGCCAGCGCCUCGUCCGGCGGGAGUAAGCGGCACAAGUCCGGCUCCGUGGAGGAGGAGGCGUGCAGUCCGGGAGGAGAAUAUUACCACUCGCCAUCCUCCCCGGCCAGCGGCUCCAGAAACUGGACGGACGACACGGAAGGAGGUGCGUCUCCUCCGGUGAAGAAGGCCGAGCCGGACGGUCCUUCGGCCCGGGAGGACUCGCCCAGACCGGGAUCCUUCGCUCGGCACCAUCGGCCCGUCAUCGCGGUGCACAGCGGUCUGCCCCGUCCUCACCCGUCGCCGUCUUUGCACUUCCCGUCGUCGUCCUACUUCCCGCACGGAGCGAUCCGCUACCCUCCUCAUCUGGGCCAGGACCCCUUCAAGGACCUGGUCACCUUGGCCUGCGACCCCACCAAUCAGAGCUCGCUGAACGGCAGCAACCAGCUGAAAGUGAGCAGCCAUUACCUCUCGUCUCAGAUGCCGGCCCCCUCCCUGGGGCCGCCCCGGCCCACCCUGAGCGCAGACGUCAAGCCCCCCAGCGCUUCCUCCGACGGGGCGGCAAACUCCCCCACCUCGCCCACGUACUCGGCCCCCGCGACGCCCGGGACCCCCCCUGCCAGUCGCUCCUCCUUUGUCGGCGUCGCGCCUCGAGACCCCGCCGGACUCUACCAAGCUCAGUCUUGGUAUCUGGGCAACUGAAACACUACAUGAUCUUUUCUAUGUGUGCUCACACCAGUAUAUAACUGUACACUGACAUACUGUCUAUAAACAGUAUACAUUUCAUAUAUAUAUAUAUAUAUAUAUAUAUAUAUAUAUAUAGUAAAUGUACAGUAUAUAUGGCGUAGUUAUAUAUGGGUAUGGGCACACGGUGGGCCCCAUGGACUCAAAAACGGCUCUCAAGAUUUGUGGCUGGAAGAAUUUCCCGGGAAGGAUGUCAAAGAAGCCUUUAACCCCGCCCCCCUGCAGGUGCUGCUCAUCACAUAUGCAAAUACGCCUUGCUUUUUUUCUGUAUUCCCCUAAAGACUCCAACAACAGAUGGCGACGCUAUCUUUUCUUUGUCCCCACCAAGAAAGGAAAAGGAGAGAAAAAGAAAAAGACUUUUUGAUUGACAAUCACCGUCAGCGUGAAAGCGUUACGUUGCUCUUUUUUGGUUUUGUUUGUGUACACGAGCGCAGGCCACUUCCUCAACGCAAUUAAGCCCCUUUCACACGGUGCUCAUGCGAAAUGGCUGCGUCAGUUAUUCCCCUUUCACACAGAACACAGCGAAGGGCCCCGUCGGCGCGGUGUGACUUGCAAAGCGGUCGUUGUCGUGAGUGUCGGGUGUUCGACUUUACACCCCGUGUUGCAGAAUCGCCUUACACGCACGCAGCCGUCGUUCAGCGUCCGAUGCGACCCGCUAUGACGGUAAAUUCCGAGGUCGUCGUCUGGAUUUGAUGUGCAGCGUGAAAGGGGCUAUUGUCCAUCAAAUCCAACUUCUGUCCUGCGGGAAAGGCAGCGACACACAAUGCGGUGUUGAGGCCGUGACGUUAAUACGACAUUUUUAUUUAUUUAUUUUUUAACCGUACAGCAGCGCCUUGAGAUAUGAGUGACCCGACUUGCGAGUUUUUCGAGAUAUGAGCCGUGGUUUGGCUGAUUUUUUUAUUUUUUUUUGCUUUGAUUUGCAGGCGCAAACUUGAUGUUUGAGCAUGAUGGUGAAGUCAACGGACUUCACUACAAAUUGGCAAAUAGUCAACAAUUCAUCCAAAAAGAGGCUUCAGGCUGUUUAAUACGAUAAGAUGAGAUAUGAUAUGAUAUUAGUCCCACAAUGGGAAAUUUGCAAUUCCAUUCCCAGUUGAAGUUUACUGUCAAACUAAAUGUAAAACAAAAGAGAAUUCCGAGUUUGGACAACCAAAUGACAUUGAGUUAAGGAUGGCCCUUUAGCUUCAUGCUGACACAUAAUGGACAACGCCAUCGACAUGCUAACAGUUAGCAUUGAUAAGUGCAGUUUUAAAACCCUUUAAGCGAUGGAUGGUUGAACACAAACUGUGGAACAACACAUGUAGACAGGUAACAUAACAAUACUCACAGGCGUAUCUUCUUCAUCCUUUACGAGAAAUUGCUUACUGAGUCAUUUACAGUAGUAGUAGAAGUACUACUAUUCUUGUUGGUUUGUGUCCGCGUGACUGUAUUAUACCUUACUGCCUCCCGGUGGCCAAGGCGGGCUCACCAGAUAGGGCGGCACAAUGAAUCGAACAGUAGCAUUAAAUCAUGAUGCGCAAACUUUCCUUGAUAUCUUUACAUUCUACGUAUUCGGAAUUUGCGCUGAAGUAUAAUACGGACCCCAGAGUUGCUGGUAUCUAUACCUCAAAAAUUGAAGUCUUAUUCUCGUAGUAAUUUGUAUUUUCCAAGGUUUUUCAAAGGGAUGUUAAAGUUCUCUGAAGUAAGCGGAAAUGCUUUCCUUUACGCAUGCGCCAAACAAGAACGAAAGCAGAAAAUACUUCCCUUGCUUUGCUGAUACUUCCGUCUACAGAAGGAACUGAGGAAUUCAAAUUUUACGCGUGCGCAAGCUAUACGACAAAUUCACAGGUGAGCCUUUCUGCCAUUUCGUAAACUAAGACGCUAAAUCCGACGCCGUGUUACAUCAACCGACGCGUUGGUACCGCUAUAUACGGUAUACGAUGUAAUAACGCUAAGAGGUAGACGGGGGAACAGGGAAGUUUGUGGCGUUGAUUUUCAUCGGCUUAAAGCGGAGUAAUAAUUGGGUCAUUUUUCUUACACCUAUGUAUAAUGCGCACCAUUUAAUUAUAUUUUUAGCAUAAAAAGUAUAUUAUACACAAGACACUAUGGUAAUUAUGUUAUUCGUGUUUUUAUAAAGUACAAUAUUAUAGAGUUCUUUUUCCGAACAAAAUGUUUUGUUUUUGUGGGGGUUGGAGCGGAUCGAUGGCGUUUCCAUUUGUUUCACCGGGGAAAGUUGAUCUGAAUUGGACUCGUAUCUCAAGGCACCGCUGUAUUGGUGACUUCUGGAAAGAAGUCGGCAGUUAUGGCGUUAAGAUUUGUCCCACGCUUACAUACUGGGAACUGGAAAUAUUGAGCAUAAAAAUGUGUUGUGUUUGUUUGUUUUUUGAGGCGAUGCGCAAGCGUGGAAAAACGUUGAAAAUAUAACUUUUACACAAAAUAGAAUUGUACAAAAUAAAAAACACGCUUUUUUUGCGCUCAAUGUUUCCUGUUCCGAACGGCUAAUUGUGGUACGAAUCCAGCGUAAUAGGCAGUAGAGUCGUCUUUUCACGGGUGCCUGUGCUGCGGGAAAGGUACCGACACAGAAUGUUGGAAAAUUUGCAAGUCGACUCCCGAGGUGGUGGUGUCGUUGUAAAAGGGGCUAGCGUCCAUCCGAGUCCGCUUUCCCCGGAUGGCUGCCCUGCGAAAGGUGCCGGGCAGGGGUGCGAAGUUUAGCUCUGACAUUCGCUUCUCCCGCUGAUGUCAUCCAAUUAUGGCAUCCUGUUUUUGUGGGAACGGCGAAUAAACGCCAAAUCAACUACUAUUACGUCUGAUAGGCACAUUUUGUGUAAACUCUGCGUGAAAGGGGCCGAUGCGUGAAAGGAUUUGGAACAAUGUCCUAAAAAAGGAAUGUGGAUUUAUUUUUCCUUUUUUUCUUUCAAGAAUUCCGCCAGGAAUUCCUCCAGCCCCCUUGCUGGACCUUUUUUCAACAUCUAUUUUGCACGAUAUGUCCGAAACCACAAUAUGUGCCUUGCCUUCAGUUCAACGACAAUAAUAAUAAUAAUAAUAAUAAUAAUAACAACAAUGAUGACACAUUUUGGAAACGUAACAAUACUUUUCAUGGUACCGCUUCAAGAAAACAAAACAAAAAAAGUUGCAUGCGGGAUUGCUUGACGCUAACUAGCCUAGCGGGUACACACUUUUGCGUUGGCAGUGUCUACAGGCUCAUUUAUACGCACUACAAUUCAUAUUUAAACUGUCCUUAUACAGUGAACCACAGUUUAUCACGUGGGGUACGUUCCAGGCUAAAAAUUCGCAAUAUAGAGAGAGAUCAUGUCAACAUAAAUUCAAAACAGUUUUAAACCUAGCACACGCUUUUAAACACAUUUAAAGUUAUUAAAACACACUUUUCAAAGUAUUCCUUGCAGCCUGUUUUUACUCUGUCGCUCGUAUGACAUCGCUUUGAGGAAAUCAAAAGACGAGAGGCGGGGCACGCCCUGAACUGGUCGCCAGCCAAUCGCCGGGCACAUAGAAACAAACAACCCAUUCGCACGCACAUUCGCACCUACGGGCAAUUUAGAGUCCUCGAUCAACCCACCCCGCAUGUUUUUGGGAUGUGGGAGGAAAGCGGACUGCCCGCAGAAAAGCCACGCAGGCACGAGGAGAACAUGCAAACGCCGCACAGUCGAGGCUGGGAUUUGAACCCGCAACCUCAGAACUGCGAGGCAGAAAUGCUAACCGUCCCGCCCCAAACAAAAGUCCUCAAAGUUAAAUGGCGGCACCAGGAGUCUUGUUGGCUGUUGAAGACGCUUCACCUUGAAUCCAAAAGGUUUAUUCCCUUGUAAAUGUUGGCUAGUGACAUCUGUCCCCCAAAGAUUGCGGGUAAGUUAACGGGUGAACGACCGGUUACACUCCUAAACCAGACACAGCUGGCAACAGCAACCACCACCGUGUGCCCACCGCCAGGGGGCACACCCACCAGAGACACGACUAACAACUGACUAAGUCAGCAGUUGACCAAUCCACUAACCAACCCAUUGACCAACCUACAAACUAAGCAGACAUCCAAUUAAUUGACUAAUUAACUAACCAACCAAUCAAUUGACAGACCUACCAGCCAAGAUCGAGAAGUGAAGAAGCCUUUUGGAUUCAUGGUGAACCGUCCGUCAGCUUUUUGUCGGCUCAAAGCUGCGCCCGCGACUUCCUGGUGGUACUGCAACAUUUGGAAUCCGGAAGCUUUCGUGACACGGACAAAAACCGAGCGCAUCUCACGCGGCGUACAAAUGAGCCUUUCGCCGUCGGUUAGCUAGCUUUGUCAGACGGACGGCUUAGCUCGGCGCUAACACUACGACAGACGACCGACAUAUUUGUUGCACUUCAUACUCCAGACAGCAGGGGGGCGCCGCUGCCCGCGGGCAAAGCAUGCUGCUGUUAGCUUAGCUAAGCCAAACUAAGCUAAGUGACGAAUAACGGCAUCGGCCUUAGCUCUGAUUGGCUGUUUGAACACCGUCCACUUUUCAACCAGCUUGAUUUCUACAGCCAUAAUAAUCAUUUCAAACUCUUUUUUAAUUUUGCAUGUAUGUUUAUGAAGCUUAUUCUGUAAUUGAAACACACGAGUGUGUCUAAAUACUUUGAAUGUAUACGAAACGUUCGACUGGUGGCCGAGCCACACGCGCACACAAACACACGCGAUCGUGAUGCUAAUGAUGCUAAAGCUAACCUCCGUCAGGAGGAUAAACUUGUUUGCACAGCGGAAAAGGGGAUGACGUGAAUGUGAAGAAAUCGGAGAGAGGAAGAGCACAGCAACAGCAAGAGCGGAAAUGAUGACGACGCCAUUUGGAUUCCCUCAAAGCAAAGCUGACGAUUGUGUUCAUUUAGCCAGAAUGCUCUUCAUUUGCGUUUUGCAACGCGAUCUUAUAUGACGCGUUCUUAACAAUCGUGUUUAGUAAAGAAGGGAACGAAGGAAGGAAGGAAGGAAGCGGCCAUGCAAAACAAAAAAAGCAAGAUUGUAUUUGUACGCUUUAUUUGGAUGCUUAAAAGCGCCCCAAAAAACAUUUGGAAGCGGACUAGAUGAAAUGUCCUAGUUUGUUGAAGCAGUUUAUUUUGUUGUGUUUAUUUUGUGGGAAAACGACGGAAACGGGUUUGCUGACCCGCAUCGCGCUCGUCCACCGUCAUCGAGUCCCAACAAACCGGAAUUAAUCAAGAGAUUAUUUGUUGUAUUCAUUUCUAUCGUAAAUUGGACGAAAACUAAAAUAAAUUGGGAAAGUGAAUGAUCAAUUGGGAAAGUGAAUGAUCAAUUGAUCAUUCAAUUUUGAGUCUUUAAUUAACGUAGCACGCGAAAAGCCACGCAGGCGCGGGGAGAACAUGCGAACUCCACACAGGCGGGAUUGGAACCCCGGUCCCCAGAACUGUGAGGCAGAUGUGCUAACCAGUUGCCCACCAUUCCGCCCCCAUUUUUAUUUAAUUGACACAUUCUAUCGACAUUUUAUCAUGAAUUAGAAAAUGGAAAUGAAAUGAAAGAUAACCUCAUUUUGAACUUGUAUUCCUUUUCUGCCAAUAUUUUGUUCUUGUUUGUUGAUGCGACAUAUUGAUCACAAUAACGUUGCCCAUAGCGGAGGAUGUCAAUUUUGUUCUUCAUUCCUAAAGAAGCGAUUACUCAACAAUCGAUUCAUCGGAAUGAUCCAUUAUUAUGUCCAUGGCAACAACAAUAACGGUUGUUAACGUUUUGGGUCCUAACCAUUUUUAAUCAGGCAAUAUGUGUGUCCACAUCUACAAUCGGUCUUCAGCAUUGUUUCCGUGCUACUACAUGCUAAGUGCUGACAAACGUAUUUCUCCGAGAUUUUCUGGUUAGCUUCUCAUUGGCGAGGUUAAAAAAAAAAGUUUUUAAAAAGUGUGUGUGUGUGUGUGUGUGUGUGUGGCUGUUAAACAAGCGUCAGAUUCGGGAGGCCAAAAAGACAAACCCAAAACGAUUCCAGUUGGUCCUCAUUGAAUGUUUUCAUUUGGAUUUGUUUUGAAGGCUUUUUCUUUUGGCGCGCUUGCAUUCCAGACGUGCAUCAUGCCGUGCUGCUUUUCGCACUGUGCAAUAGCAACAAUUCACCAUGAGAGCAAAAAAAACAGAAAAGGCAAAAGAGCGCCGAGGGCCAAAAGGGCUGCAGCUUAGCCGCUUUUUUUUUUUUUUUUUUUUGUCCAACAAACAAAUGCAAAAAAAAGUUAAUAUUCAACCUUGAUUUGCAUGACGUGUCAAUUGUAAGAAGAGGAAGUGACGUGUUUGGACUUCCUGUCAUGUGAUGAUGAUGAUAAUGAUGUCAUUAGAACAUGUACAGUACUCGCAUUCAGCCAAUGCUGAUGGAUUCUUUACUUUAAGUAUGACUGCCUAUGCAAAAAUAAAGCAUCAAUAAAGAAGCUAUAUCACAUUG
Messenger RNA from Phyllopteryx taeniolatus (common seadragon), 8125 nucleotides. It is a transcript of the gene nfic, whose product is annotated as nuclear factor I/C. Lineage: Eukaryota; Metazoa; Chordata; Actinopteri; Syngnathiformes; Syngnathidae. Gene Ontology annotation, cellular component: nucleus. Bases 174 to 1715 code for a protein of 513 amino acids. Gene Ontology annotation, molecular function: RNA polymerase II cis-regulatory region sequence-specific DNA binding; DNA-binding transcription factor activity, RNA polymerase II-specific. The transcript has 13 exons. The record is from RefSeq and is a predicted model, not a curated record. Gene Ontology annotation, biological process: regulation of transcription by RNA polymerase II.